CCACCUCCCUCCCCCGCCCCUCACAGGUGGCAGUGAUGUGGAGAAGACUUCUCACAAGUGGAUCAGCACCAGACGAGUGGUCGACCGCUAAAACCGUGCUUGGUGUUUUUUUGGAGUGAAACUGUCUAUUUCCGGGUAGCACCAUGGCGCCGUCCAUCACUCGCUUGUGCCGCAGUGUAGCUCUCUCGACGUGGCUCGUCUCCUCCCUGUGCUCCGUACACCUGUUGUGCUUGGACUUCACCGUAGCCGAGAAGGAGGAGUGGUACACGGCCUUCGUCAACAUCACCUACCUGGAUCCUCUCACCGCUAAGCCACGGAGCGACAAGAGCGAGUGCGGCCGCUAUGGCGAACACUCCCCCAAAAGGGAAGCCCGGGGGCUGGUGCUGGCGCCGUCGCUGCCGCAGGAGCGUCAGAUGUGCGAGCCGGCCGCCCGCUUCCCUCCGGCGUCGCGCUCCGCCGCCGCCUGGGUGGCCCUGGUGGCCGCGGGGAACUGCACAUAUCGCGAGAAGAUCCGGAACGCGGCCGGCAACAACGCCUCGGCGGUGGUCGUGUACAAUGUGGGCUCCAGUGGUACCAAUGACACGAUCACCAUGCCCCACUCUGGUACAGGCGACAUAGUGGCCAUCAUGAUCCCGGAGAACAAAGGUCGGGAGAUUAUGGCGCUGCUGGAGCAGAACGUCGCCGUCACCUUGCACAUCACUGUAGGGACGCGCAACCUGCAGAAGUAUGUGAGCAGAACGUCGGUAGUGUUUGUCUCCAUCUCCUUCAUCAUUCUCAUGAUAAUCUCCCUCGCCUGGCUUGUCUUCUACUAUAUCCAGAGAUUCCGCUAUGCUAAUGCCCGCGACCGCAACCAGAGACGCUUGGGGGACGCUGCCAAAAAAGCCAUCAGCAAGCUUCCAGUACGGACCAUUAAGAAAGGAGACAAGGAGACUGAGCGCGACUUUGAUAGCUGCGCCGUGUGCAUCGAGCCCUACAAGCCUAACGACGUUGUCAGGGUGCUACCUUGCCGGCAUGUGUUCCAUAAGCACUGCGUGGACCCGUGGCUGCAUGAUCACCAGACGUGUCCCAUGUGUAAAAUGAAUAUACUCAAGGCCUUGGGAAUUUUGCUCAACGUAGACUGCCAGGACGAGUCGCCGCCGGACUACGAGAUGACGCUGGGGGGUCCGUCUGACAACCCGGCCAUCAGCGGGGCCAGCGAUAUCACCGUCAACGAGAGCUCCGUGGCACUGGAGCUGGUCGAGAGGGCGACGGAUCCGACCCGGCUCGGUCCCAACAUGGGGUUGGCGCCGCAGGCGGAGGAGAACUACAUCAUUUCUGGCAGUGAGCACCAGCUGCCACUCAGCAGCGAUUCCGACUCGUCGCUCAACGCGGUAAGCGGGCCGCAGGUAGACAAUGUUGGCUCCGGAGCUGACCCGGGAUUAUUUCAAGGUGACGAGAGGAUUGUAGAAAAGGAGGAGAAGGGGAGCCCAAGCGCUUGAGGGCCAACAGAAAUGUCACGCUCUCGCCAUCUACUGGACAUAUUUGUCACUGCAUCCACGGACACUGCCCUUGUUGAGACCCCCCACAUUUAAGCCGAUGAAAAGUUUCAACAUGGUGGUUUACAAAUCCACAUUUUAUCGGUUCGUUUUUGCAUCUCGUGUUGGCAGUUAAGACUUUAAAAAAACGGUUGCCUUUCUUCCCGAGCCACUAAAAAGGACACAAACGAAUGAAAGGUUCAAUGGAAUCUAGAAAUAAGUUAUGUCCGAGAUUACUGCCAUCCCUCUCCCCAAUUUUCAACAGCCCGUCACUCUUGACACAUCCUCUUGUAUGGACAAUUGUUUUUGCACAAGUGAUGUCAACCUCGAGGGUCAGGAGGUGAAACGCUGAGCACACUGCAGACGCACCUCACAAACCCGUCACGUCUGUCCCGUGCGUCUCCGUUUUGGUCUUAAGGGAAACAGAAGCGGACCAAUCACGGGACGCCAGGCGUAACACUUGUUUACUGUUGCCUAGUAGAAAAUGCUGCAUCAUUCAGUCCAAGAUAUUUAAAAAUGUCCUUUCAGCGGGGUCGGAUGUGUUUGGAUAAAUCAGUUGCAGGGUACCAGGUUUUUUAUUUUAGGAACAACAAACGGUUCCUUAGCUUUGAUUGGCCACUUUAAACUCCCAAUGGACAACCUGGUACUUCUGAAGUCGUGUGAGAAAAUGCGAGAUUUAUAAAUGACACAUCACCAGGUUCUCUUAACUUAAAUGUGUAGCCACACUUAACUGACUGUUUCUCCUGCCUGUAACCGAAGUUGGUUCUCCGCGUCAAAAGACGCCCGUCCUCGUUACCUGUCUUGUCGUAAACCUGUUGCACUUUAUCGCUCCAGUGAGUGAGACGAUUGUAAAGUGUGGGAGUGAGAAUGCGGAGGACGUAGCAUUGAUACAGCACAUGACUCGUGCUAGCUUGUGAUAUUUGAUGUCUAUAGAGGGACCAAUGCUGUAUAUUGCACACCGUCCAGCAAAGAUUACGCCAUCACUAUUUUGUAACGUAUUGUGUGUAUAUAUAUAUAUUAUUAGAAAAAUGUUAACCGUGAUGCACGUGUAAGCAUUGUGCUGGAAUAAAUUCCAGAUUAUUUUUA
This is a messenger RNA of Syngnathus typhle (broad-nosed pipefish), 2600 nucleotides long. It is a transcript of the gene rnf150a, whose product is annotated as ring finger protein 150a. The coding region runs from base 144 to 1478 and encodes 444 amino acids. NCBI's taxonomy places the organism in Eukaryota, Metazoa, Chordata, Actinopteri, Syngnathiformes, Syngnathidae. The record is from RefSeq and is a predicted model, not a curated record. The transcript has 7 exons.